AUGGAUUCCCUUAUCUACCAAUAUGAAUUGUUCAAGAUGAAAUUGGAUGAAACCAUAAGUGAAAUGUAUGAUAGAUUUGUGGAGAUUAUAGGAGGAAUUAAAUCUCUUGGGAAUACAUUCACAAAUGAGGAGCUAGUAAAGAAGAUUUUAAGAAAUCUUCCUAAGGAGUGGCUACCUAAAGUAACUUCACUCAAGGAUUCCAAGGACUUGAGCAAGGUGCAACUUGAUGAGCUCUUAGGAAAUCUCAUUGACUAUGAGAUGACCCUCAAAAGAGAUGAUGAAGAUGAUGAGUUUAAUGAGGAAGAAUUGGCUCUAAUGACAAGGAGAAUAAGGAAGAUGCUCUUCCAAAAGAAGUUCAUGCCAAAGAGGAACUUCAAGAAGGACAAGGGAGAAAGUAGCAAGAGGGAUCCUCCUAUAUGCUUUGAAUGUAACAAACCGGGUCAAACUAGAAUGGAUUGUCCCAAAUUGAAGAAGUCUUUCAAGAAGUUCAAGAAGAAGGCACUUAAAGCAACAUGGGAUAAAUCAAGUGACUCUGAAGAUGAGGAGAUUGGUGAUCAAGUUGCCCAAACGUGCUUCAUGGCAAUGGAGGAAAGCUCCAAUGAGGUAACUUUGAAUGAUGAUGUUGUUGAAUUUUCUUAUGAUGAACUAGCUAAUGCUCUUAAAGUUAUGAAUGAUGAACUAGAAUUAAGUCAUAAGAGAAAUACACUUUUGAAAAGUGAGCUUGCUAGUUUAAGGAAAGAAAAUGAGACCUCAUCUAAAGUUGAUAGACCUUUAGAUACAAAGGACAAACUUGAUGAAAUUUUGGACUUUCAAAGGUCUCCUAGCAUCAAGUAUGGACUUGGCUAUAGUAAAUUUGCCCAAGCACCUCCUUCCAAGACUACCUUUGUUAAAGCAUCUAGUUCUAAUGAGCCUAGUCCCCAAGUGCCUAGUCUAAAGGUGUCCAAUCCUAAAGGACAAAAGCCAAAGAAAUCUUGUGACAAUGAAACUAGAAAGACUUCAUUUCAUCAACAUGCUCCUAGACAAAAUGUAAAUAGGACAUAUACAUCUAGGAGAGUUGCAUCUAGGCCAAAUCUUUAUAGGGGACAUGCUACUAGGCCUCAUAACUAUUAUCACACUCACCAUGCCUCAUGCUUACAUUCACAUAAUAAACAUAAAAAGAUUGAUCAUAUGAGACCAUUUGCUCACCCCCAUACACAUAGAAGGUUCAAUGGACAUUGUCACUAUUGUGGUAAGAUUGGUUACACCAACUAUAGGUGUGCCAUUAGGAAAAUCCAUCUUGGAUAUGGUAGAAUAUUUGAUUUUAAUGAUGGAACUACUAACCCCCAAGGACUCAAGUACAUUUGGGUGCCUAAAGUAAAUUGA
This is a messenger RNA of Hevea brasiliensis (rubber tree), 1362 nucleotides long. RefSeq lists its product as uncharacterized. The transcript has 3 exons. The record is from RefSeq and is a predicted model, not a curated record. NCBI's taxonomy places the organism in Eukaryota, Viridiplantae, Streptophyta, Magnoliopsida, Malpighiales, Euphorbiaceae. Bases 1 to 1362 code for a protein of 453 amino acids. Gene Ontology annotation, molecular function: nucleic acid binding; zinc ion binding.